AUGGGCAGCAUGAAGGAAGAAAUAAAGACUAAUCAUCUCUGUGAAUGCUUAACAGUUUUCUCUUUGUGGCAAGACAUCCUACAGAAAAUUCAUUGGGUUGAAAAGAUGAAGACCGACGGAGCUUCUGAAAUAAUGAGCCUUGUGGAGCAGACAAGCAUUUAUCCAUCUGAAAAUGACAGCGAGCUCUUGGUGAACGGCACUGACUGUGCAGUGCUUCUUGUGCCAGAAGAAAUGUUCUACGCCGUUGCCCUUCUAGGAAUACUGGAAAACCUGCUUGUGCUCAUUGCAGUGUGGAGAAAUAAGAAGCUGCAUUCCCCCAUGUAUAUUUUCAUUUGCAGUUUAGCUGUUUCGGACAUGCUGGGGAGCUUGUACAAGACUCUGGAGAACAUCUUCCUCUUCAUAUUUCGCAAAAAGAGAUACUCCCGUCAAGACGGCUUGGCAACGACAAUGGAUGACAUUCUAGAUUUCUUGUUUUUUUUUUCUUUACUCGGAUCAAUUUUCAGUUUAUCAGCCAUUGCAGCCGAUCGAUACAUAACCAUUUUCUAUGCACUCCGAUACCAUAACAUCAUAACGCUGAAGCAUGCUUUAGUGAUCCUGGUGGUAAUUUGGGCAUUCUGUGCUGGGAGUGGUUUAGCAAUGGUCAUUUUCUCCCAUGAAACAGUGACCAUCGUGUCCUUUGCCUUUAUAUUUUGUUUCACACUCGUUUUCAUCCUCUGCCUUUAUAUCCAUAUGUUUCUGCUUGCACGCAGUCAUGCCAAGAAAAUUGCUUUGAUGCCUACAAGCUCAGUUCACCAAAGAGGCAACAUGAAAGGGACCAUUACUUUAACGAUAUUAUUUGGUGUCUUUCUCGUCUGCUGGGCUCCCCUUGUCCUCCACACACUUCUGAUGAAGUUUUGCCCACAAAACCCUUACUGCACUUGCUAUAUGUCCAUUUUUCAGGUGAAUGGUAUCCUGUUCAUGAGCAACGCUGUUAUUAACCCAAUGAUUUAUGCGUUUCGAAGUCCGGAACUGAGAAGUACAUUUAAGAGAUGGUUCUCCUGCCGGAAGCCAAACUAG
Molecule: messenger RNA, 1056 nt
Organism: Elgaria multicarinata webbii
Lineage: Eukaryota; Metazoa; Chordata; Lepidosauria; Squamata; Anguidae
Gene: MC2R
Product: melanocortin 2 receptor
Exons: 3
Coding region: 1-1056 (351 amino acids)
Biological process (GO): regulation of metabolic process; adenylate cyclase-activating G protein-coupled receptor signaling pathway
Cellular component (GO): plasma membrane; cytoplasm
Molecular function (GO): corticotropin receptor activity
Source: RefSeq, a predicted model, not a curated record